This is a messenger RNA of Psylliodes chrysocephalus, 1242 nucleotides long. Lineage: Eukaryota; Metazoa; Arthropoda; Insecta; Coleoptera; Chrysomelidae. The record is from the annotation of a GenBank genome assembly.
AUGGUAAUUAAUUUUUUGUAAUAGUUAAAACAAACAAUUUGAAUAUCUUACGAGACGAUAUCUCAGUUGGUUAAAGCGGUGUGCGUAGAACACGAAUAGGUGGGUUCGAAUUCCCGCGUGGACCAAUUUUUUUGAAUUAUUCAUCAAAUUUGUUUUCACUUCGGUGUUCAAAAAUAAUUUUCAUUAUUUCGUAGGGGUAAUUUUGGAAUUUGUUUGGGGAAAAAUGUGCUUUGUGGGUACCUAUAGACACGAGACAAAAUAUUACUCGUCGUAUGCAACCGUUAGUCAAUACCAUUCUUCAUUUUUGUGUUAGUGUCACAUACAUACUGGGACCUGAGACUCUUGAAUUAAAAGAAGAAGAAAAACAGGUUAUGUUUGACCAAAAAUGUAAAAAAAUUAUAAAAUAAUCCAUAGAAAAAUAAAAAGAAAUAAUCUCAAAGUCUAAAAAUUUUAUGACAUGUAGAAAUAAAAUGUCUCUUAACAAAGUGUUAUUGUCAUUUAUGUUACGAAAUUCUUUAAGGAACGACAUCUACCUAAAUAGAAAAUGUUUCACAACCUUUCCAUUAGGUGUAUGCAAUUCAUUUUCAUCAAAAGCAAGCAGUGAAACUCAAGAAAAAUCCAACAAAAAGAAAACCGCAGCAAUUCCCAAAAUUACAUUAUUAAAUGGUGAAGAAUUAACAGUUACUACUCUAGAAGAAGCUCAAAAAUUAUCAAAAAGGAGGGAUCUUAAAUUAGUAAAACUUGUCGAUUUCGAAACAAAAACACAGAGGCCCGUAUACAAAUUACUGUCUGGCAGUGAAUACCAUUCUGAAGAUAUAAAACAAAGAGCACUGAAAAAAGAAACUAGGAAAAAUUCGAUUAAAGGUGAAAAAGUGUUGAUGAUUAAUCACAAUAUCUUUGAACACGAUUUGCAAACUCACAUUAAAAAAAUGAAAAAGUGGCUAGACGGAAUGUAUGAAGUUAAAAUAGUUAUUAAUGGAGAUAUAAGCAAUAUGGAAAAAGCAGAGUCUGUGUACAACAUUAUAGAAAAGUCUAUUGGUAGUGAAAUCAAAUUUGUACAAAAACGACAAAAAGGGUCUGACAUUAGGUUUCAGAUACUUCCUCCACCUAAGAAAAGCAAUAAUGAAGAGAAAUUAUGACUAAAAAUUAAAAUUUCUGUAUCGGUUUUUGUCAUUAUGUUAUUAAAAUAUUAUCUGUAUUAUAAAUAUACAAAAUUUUAAAUAUAAUUAAGUUUGAGAAAUU